AGUUUGUGCCCACUCGAAAGAGCGCUGCGCCUCUCAAGGUUCGCCGCUUUACUUGUCACCUGGAGCGAACCCGAGUCACUUGCACUCGUGUCUAGGAGGAAGCGCAUUCUCUAUUUUCGUAGAGGGAAAUAGUCAUCUGCCCAGGGCCCAUCACUGUCUCACACCGCGCAGUGUACUUUCUACUAUGAGCAAGACGAUCCCGACAGCCUCUGGCUCAGACCCUCUCCAUACGCUGAACCAGACGCAAGGGUCUUCGACCGACGAACAUGUACGCGGUACAUACACAUCCGACAUCGUAGCCGCACCAGCUCUUAGCCAGAGGAGCACAAGUGCCGAUGGAAGUGGCAGUCACGGCGCGCUUACGGCUACGGAGGAGAAAGCGCCAGCGACCGGAGUGCUCGAAGGAGAUGAUGUUAUCCGCGAUUCUUCCACGAUCACGGCGGCGGAGGAAGGAGAUGGGCAUGAAGAGGUCCAGGAGAAAGGAGCAAGUCCGACAGUUGUGACGUACCCAGAAGGAGGACUGCGGGCGUGGCUGGUGGUCAUGGGAGCCUUCUGGUGCACAUUUUUCACAUGGGGCUUUGUCAAUGCCUUCGGAGUAUUCGAAGAGUACUAUCUGGCCAACAAUCUCAGCAACAAGACAUCAUCCGAUGUGGCCUGGAUCAACUCCAUCCAGUACUGUUUCAUCUUCUUUCCAGGCGUUUUCACAGGUCGCCUCUUCGACAUGGGCUUCUUCAAGCCCCUGAUGCUCUUUGGAAUUCUCCUCUUCGUCUUCUGUCAGAUGAUGACUUCUCUUUCGACCGAGUACUACCAACUCAUUCUGGCACAAGGCUUGGGAUGCGGUAUUGCCUUCGGCAUCAUCUUCUCACUCGCAGUCGCCGUGCCAGCGCACUGGUUCUUUGCGAAGAGAGGGCUAGCGUACGGCAUCGUAGCUGCUGGAAGCUCGAUAGGAGGUGUCAUCUUUCCCAUUAUGACGCAGCGGCUGAUCCCAAUGAUUGGCUUCCCAUGGACGAUGAGGGUGAUUGGCUUCAUGGCUCUAGUCCUGCUGCUCUUCUCGUGGCUUGUCAUGGCGCCUCGCCUGGAACCGUCCAUCCCCACCAAGAAUGGGGCGUGGAAGAAGGUAAAAUUCUUCGACUUCACAGCAUGGAAGUACCCGCCCUACACGGUCUGGGUGAUUGGUUGUUCCCUGAUCCUCUUUGGUCUCUACACACCGUUUACCUACAUUGGUCUCUUCACGACCGCAUACAACAUCCCACAAGGCGAAUACAUGCUCUCGAUCCUCAAUGCGGCCUCCCUCUUUGGCAGGACGCUUCCUGGCGCUCUCUCGGAUCGAGUGGGAAGGAUCAACACCAUCAUCCCGCACCUAUACAUCUGCGUGGUGCUCAUCUUCAUCUUUCCCCUGUGUACCAAUCUCGGCGGAUUGGUGACCUUUGCAAUCAUUUUUGGAUACUGCUCCGGAUGUUAUGUAUCUCUUUUACCAGCGGGUGUUGCCCAGCUAGGAAGCACGGCAAACGUGGGUACGCGUCUGGGUCAAAUGUUCCUUCUCAUGUCCUUGGGUGGUCUGCUAGGUACCCCCAUCUCCGGUGCCAUCCUAGGUACGGGUGAUGACCUGAAGUGGUGGCCCGCAAUGAUCUAUGCUGGGUGCAUGGUCCUGGCAGGCACGACGCUGAUCCAUCUCGCGCGGCAGCUGCAGCUGAAAACAUGGGGUCUGAAAGGCAAAAUCUAAACAACCAUCACGAGGUUCCGCCGGCAGGGGCUAGCUUAACAUAUUCGCGCUAUCUAUCAUCCA
Messenger RNA from Microstroma glucosiphilum, 1786 nucleotides. RefSeq names its product MFS general substrate transporter. Gene Ontology annotation, biological process: transmembrane transport. NCBI's taxonomy places the organism in Eukaryota, Fungi, Basidiomycota, Exobasidiomycetes, Microstromatales, Microstromataceae. The record is from RefSeq and is a predicted model, not a curated record. Gene Ontology annotation, molecular function: transmembrane transporter activity. Gene Ontology annotation, cellular component: fungal-type vacuole membrane. The transcript has 4 exons. The coding region runs from base 185 to 1723 and encodes 512 amino acids.